UUAAAAAAGAAGUCUUUCUGCAUUGCAUUAACUUGUGUAUAGUUCAAGAUAUGGGUAUCGAUGUGCAUUGUUCUGAAGUGAUCCAUAAUGUUCUGCUUUCGUGUUUUCAUAUUUGUCCGAAAAAGCUGAGAGAAAGGAAACUAGAAUGUUGCUGGAGCUGGAAUAUCACAUUUAUCUAUCUUGGGUGCAUACUAAAUGAAUUGGGGGUGGGGGAUAAUGGAAGAAUCAUAUGGUUCUGAUAUAUGUGGAUUUCUGGAACCAAUAAAAAUAUGAAUAUAUUAAGAUGGUGCAAAAAUAAAAUCGAGCACGUGAGACGUAAUAAUCGAUAGAUUUGGUUUUGAGUUCAAGAUUCUGGAUAUUCCGAGAUUUGGAAAGCGUAUUUGUACUUGACCAAUACAGUGGUUUAAACGAGUAGUUCCCACAUUUAAUGGAUAUUUAAUCACGUUAAAAUUUAUUUCGAUACUUCAUGUUUACGGUGAAGUUUCUAAAGUUAUGUUUAGCAUUGGCCAUCGCUCUGCUGUAAUAUGCACUUGAUCGAUGAGAUGAACUCUGCAAGGAAAGUUAAGUGUGUAAAUUGUGCUUCUCUUAUCCUUUAUUUAUUUAUUUAUUUACAUGUAAUUGUUUCCUACUUGACACAUGUGGUCUCUUGUACUCUGUGUUUAUUUACUCACCAAAAUGAUUAAGGCGGAAGGGGUGAUGCACACUGAGCGCAUUUUAUCGGCCGGUUUAUGUAAUAGGUCUGCUUUUGAUGUGCACUUCUGUUCGUAUGUUCUUAUGUAAUGACUAGCAUUACUGUGCGUUCCUAACUGUGGGGUAGCGGAGGGGUCAAAGUUCAUGGCAGUUAAAAGUUACAAGUUUUUUUUUCUCACUGAUUGCUGUUGGCGAAAUCGAGGGUGUAGUAGUAGUUUUAGUGUAUGGUGCACAUAAAUUGAGUUAAAAUUUUUGUGAGGCGGAUUAUCGUAGGCGUAUUCGUGUGGUAAUUGGUAAUUUGGAAAACGAUUUUGAAAUGAUCAAGGCAUUUAAGGCUGUAAUAAUUGGUGCUCCGGCGUCUGGAAAGGGCACAAUUUCCUCUAGAAUUAUUAAAUACUUCGAAGUGAAACACGUGUCAAGCGGGGAUAUUCUCAGAAGUCACAUGUCCAGGAACACAGAUUUUGGUUUGAAAGUCAAGCAGUAUGUUAAUAAAGGUCAUUUGGUUCCAGAUGAACUUAUGAUUUCUCUUAUCAAAAGUGAAUUGGGUUUGUUGAAAAAUAAUAACUGGCUUCUGGAUGGCUUCCCAAGAACCAGGGAGCAAGCUGAAGAGUUAUACACCAAAGAGCCAAUAGAUGUGGCUCUUAACCUUAUAGUACCCUUUGAAAUUAUAAUUGAGAGAGUUAAAGGAAGAUGGAUCCAUGAACCAAGUGGACGGAUAUAUAACACAGAAUACAGUCCUCCAAAAAUUACGGGGAAAGAUGAUGUGACAGGGGAAGAGCUAAUUCAACGACCUGAUGACCAGCCAGAAGCAGUUAGGAAAAGACUUGAGGUCUAUUCUGAUAGUAUUAACCCAGUACUGGAUUUCUACAGGAAAAAAGGAAUUCUGCAAGAUUUCAAAGGGAAUACAUCAGAUGAAAUAUGGCCACUUGUGUACAAUUUUUUGAAGAAGUACAUGGUACCAAAAGCAGAGCUUCAUUGACAGAUGAACUGAAUAAAUGUUAAUGAUUUAAACUGAUUAGCUGAAGACUGGUAAAUGCCAAAUCAUAAUUAGUAUUCAAUUGAAAUUCAGAAGGUAAUAUAAAUAUCACACAAAGGUUGUUUUAACUGCUGUUUUGAUUACUUUCUGAUGUCUAGUUCAAACAUAAAAUUAACAGGAAUUGAUAAAAACACUGUUCUUCACAUUCAUUCAUUGUCAGUCACUGAACAUAAAAUUUGCUGAUAAGUUGAUGUACAACUAAAUAGUAAUGUAAUUUAAUGCAUUCUUGCGCAUUGCUUCCAUUUGUAGUAGAAGCGCUAUGUUCACAUUUCUGAUGUAUAUUAAGCAUGGACCUAAUAUGUAGCACACGUGGAUUUUGAUAUAGACAGACAACAAAAUAAGAAAUUUACUAGUGCAAGGGUGAAGGAAGUGGCAGAAAUGAAUAGCACAGUGUGGACAUUAGCCUCAGUAUCACACUUUUGUCUUAACACUUGGAUCACACAAGAUAGCAUUGAUUCAGUGCAUUAUAGUACAGGUACUUCUCAAUUUAUGGAAGAGUAGCAUUCCAAAAAAGUCAGAGGGCAAAAUCACAUAAAUUCAACUUGAUUUUCUGGUAAUGGUCAAUAUACGUAGGUAAGUCAGUAAGUAAGUUACAAAUGGAUAUAGAACUUAAAUAAGAGUACUGAUUUGAAAAAUGCUU
Cryptotermes secundus is the source of this 2366-nucleotide messenger RNA. It is a transcript of the gene Ak3, whose product is annotated as GTP:AMP phosphotransferase AK3, mitochondrial. The transcript has 4 exons. NCBI's taxonomy places the organism in Eukaryota, Metazoa, Arthropoda, Insecta, Blattodea, Kalotermitidae. Gene Ontology annotation, cellular component: cytoplasm; mitochondrion. Gene Ontology annotation, molecular function: ATP binding; AMP kinase activity. Bases 1007 to 1669 code for a protein of 220 amino acids. Gene Ontology annotation, biological process: nucleobase-containing compound metabolic process. The record is from RefSeq and is a predicted model, not a curated record.